AUGAACAAUCCCAUGAAUAAUGGUAUGCAAAACCAGAACAACAAUGGUAAUCGUCAACAACAACAGCAAUUUAAUUUGCAAAAUAUAGCUCCUCAACAAUUAGCGCAGUUGGUAACUGCAAUGAGAACUUCAUAUGAUCAAGCUAAGAAUUCCACAAAUGAAUCAGAAAGACAGCAGCUCUUUAACCGUGCUGAAAAUAUCAGAAGAUUAUUGGCAAGAUAUCAAGCACAAAAGAAUAGGCUUCACCAACAGCAGCAGCAGCAACAACAACAACAGCAACAACAACAACAGCAACAACAACAACAGCCACAACCACAACAAUCGCAGCAGCAACAACAACAACAAUCUUUGUCGGAGCAUCAACAACAAAUUCAAGCAGUUCAAGCACAGGCACAAGCAUUAGCCCAAAUGAACAACCUCAACAAUAAUUUUAAUCAAAUGAAUAAUAUGAAUAAUAUGAAUAAUAUGAAUAAUAUGAAUAAUAUGAAUAAUAUGAAUAAUAACCAAGUUGGAUCCCCUAUGAUGCAACUGCAAUCACCAAACUCUUCGCUUCAGUCACCCAUGAUUCAACAAAAGCAAGUUAAUAUGGGUACACCAAUGAGACAACAGUCGCCGCUAAUGCAACAGCAAUCGCCAAACACAUCACAAUUCUCAUCUCAACAACUGCAAGGUACUCCACAACCUCAGUCUCAGCAGACACCACAACCAAACAACAAUAAUAUGUUUGGAAAUAUGAAUUCUUCUGGCUCUUCAAACAUGAAUUCUGGACAUAUGAACGGGAAUCCACUUGUGAAUAAUAUCACGAUGGAAAGGUUUAGCCAAAUUAGACAGAAGUUGGCAGAGGUUCAACAAAAGGUUCAAUUGCUAGAACAAAGCAAGAAAACAAAUAAUAUUACUCCGGAACAAAUACAAUUAAUCGAUAAAGAGAUAUUGGAACUUAAAACUAAAUUUCAACAAUACCAUAAAGUUGGCUUGUACAUAAAGAAUCAAUUAGCUCUUCAGGCAAAAGCACAACGUCAAAAACAACUUGAGCUACAACAACAGCAACAGCAGUUACAAAAUAAUACCAAUGCUAACCAACUACAGCAACAACUGCAAUUGCAAAAUACUCAACAGAAUUUACAACAACAAAUGCAACAAAACCAGGCUCAAAUGGCUCAGCAACGUAGUUUUUCUCCCCAGUUGCAAAAUGCUCACCCACCACCAUCACAGCAACAACAACAACAACAGUUUUUGAGCAAUCAACACCGUACUCAAAGUAAUAAAAACGUGAUGCAAAUGCAAUCACAAGCUCCAACACCUAUGCCAGCUAGACAAACUCCACAAUUGCAAGCAAAUCCACCUCCAGUGGCAAUGAAUUCACAAGCACCAACACCGUCGUUUCCUAUUUCUCAACCUACACCUUCAAUGAAUAGACCACCACUGGUUGCUCCUUCAGUGUCAGCACCGAUUCAACAACCACAGCAGCAGCAACGAGCACCAAGUAGACAAGCUUCCGCUACACCUCAGAAUCGUUUCCAACAACAGCAAACACAACCACAGCCUCAACAACAACAACAACAACAACAACAAGUGCAACCACCACAAAUUCCACCAAGCACAGCCCAAGAUAAGGUACAGCUGCAACGCCAAUCAACUUCUAGUGCUACUGGCACACCUGCUGCUAAAACCAAUGGACCAUCAACAAGUAAAUCUCCUUCUGUUGCCAAUGUAAAUUCUGCUGGGGCAUCGGGAACAGCUGGGGGUGCAGCCUCUAAUGAAGGAAGCGGGCAAGCAACUGCGCGAGGAACCCCACAACAGAAAUCGCGUUCAUCUAUGUCGUUGAAUUUGGCUGGUAUUACUAGGCAAUCUGCUCCAACUAUUCCAAUUUCCAAUUCCAUUAAUGUGAAACCACCAAUUGUAACUACUUUCAAUAGUGCGAAUGAUGCAAGACCGACAUUAACAGGUGGUGCCGCAAACUCAAUGAGUAUUUUGUUGGAUACUCCAGCAAUUACAAAAUUGCCAACUUUUGAUAUUGAAGGUGAUACCAGUUCACUUGAUGCAAAUGCUACUGGAAGAGUAUUUAAUAAAAGAAAGUUGACCGAUUUAAUAAAUACUAUUGGUGUUGAUGAAGGUGAUGGGAAAACUACUAUUGAUGGAAAUGUUGAAGAAUUAUUAUUGGAUUUGGCUGAUGAGUUUAUACAUUCUGUUACUAGUUUUGCAUGCAGAUUGGCAAAACAUAGAAAAGUUGAUAGUGUUGAAGCAAGAGAUAUCCAAUUACAUUUAGAUAAGAAUUGGAACAUUAAAAUUCCUGGUUAUGCUAUGGAUGAAAUUAGAAGUAACAGAAAAGUUCAACCAAGCAAUAGUUACAAUCAAAAAGUUCAAGGGGUGGAAGUUUCCAAAGCUGUUAAUGAUGAUAUGAACAAUGUAUAG
Molecule: messenger RNA, 2412 nt
Organism: Candida tropicalis MYA-3404
Lineage: Eukaryota; Fungi; Ascomycota; Pichiomycetes; Serinales; Debaryomycetaceae
Exons: 1
Coding region: 1-2412 (803 amino acids)
Biological process (GO): RNA polymerase II preinitiation complex assembly; DNA-templated transcription initiation
Cellular component (GO): SAGA complex; transcription factor TFIID complex; SLIK (SAGA-like) complex
Molecular function (GO): protein heterodimerization activity; DNA binding; TBP-class protein binding
Source: RefSeq, a predicted model, not a curated record